Ornithodoros turicata is the source of this 3794-nucleotide messenger RNA. It is a transcript of the gene Ac3, whose product is annotated as adenylate cyclase type 3-like. The record is from RefSeq and is a predicted model, not a curated record. Lineage: Eukaryota; Metazoa; Arthropoda; Arachnida; Ixodida; Argasidae. Gene Ontology annotation, biological process: cAMP biosynthetic process; intracellular signal transduction; adenylate cyclase-activating G protein-coupled receptor signaling pathway. Bases 312 to 3278 code for a protein of 988 amino acids. Gene Ontology annotation, cellular component: plasma membrane. Gene Ontology annotation, molecular function: adenylate cyclase activity. The transcript has 17 exons.
UGCACCACUUGGCUGCACGUAUAAUGGACCCUAAAUAGCCCCUACCUCGUCACUCUGUUUUCAUGAUAACCGCAGCCCCUUUCAACUUCCCGACUGCCGCGCGCUGCGCAAGACGCAGGAUAUGGGAUUGCGUGCGCGCGUUUCGUUUACCCUGAGGAAAGUGUCACGUGACCGUGCUCCUCCCACCUCCUUGGAGCAUGGCCAUUCUCAGCAGUGACGGCGACAGUCUUGGCGGUUCGAGCCACUCUGAGAUGGCUUCGCAGUUCCGGGCUGCACGCAAAAUGUUCCGUUGACGCGGCGCACAGCUGACCAUGACCAAAAAGGUCGCCAUGCCGGCGGAGGUGCGGGAGCCUCUGAUGGUGGCCGCCACCGAGCUCAGCAUCGACGAGAGCGGUUUACAGAGGAUCCUGCCCCGGUGUCUGCGCUUCUUGUUCGCCGACCUCGAUGCAGAACGUCUCUAUCAAGAGUACUACCGGCACGAGAAGAGGCUCGACCUCAAGGCAUGGCUAUGCACUGCACUGUGCGUGGAUGCGGCUCUUCUGACGGCAUACGCGGUCAGCGGUCGCGGUCCUCUGCCCCUGUCGCUGCUCGCGGCACACGCUCUAGUUCUGGUGUUGCUGCUCGCCUUGGCACUCCGGGACCUGCUCCCGGCGGGACCGUUGACAGCGCUGCCUGCACUAGCCCUGGCCGCGGCCCAGCUGGCCGCCGAUGCAUUCCUCUAUGAGAGCCGUCAAGCAGCUGACGUUCUGCCUUGGCUCCUCGUGCAUUCAUUCGCGGUCUAUGCAUUGCUGCCACUGCGGGUCGUGGGCUGCUGGCUAGCGGCGGCUGCACUGUGUGGGGUCUAUGUGGCCUUGUCAUUGCCAUCGGGAUCGGUCCUGGUGGCUGCUCUGCUUCUCUGUAUCGCUGCUCACCUGCUCGGGCUAGCCUGCUUUCUCUUCACCGAACGGCUGCAGCGGAGGGCCUUUCUCGAGACGCGUCGAUCACUCGAAGUCAAACUGGUGGUUGAAGAAGAAUCUCAAGAGCAAGAACGCUUGCUGCUUUCAGUGCUCCCUAAGCAUGUGGCUGCUGAGCUGAAGCAAGAUCUGGAUGCUGUUGUGACUGGACCUUUUAAGAAGAUCUACAUGAGCAGACAUGAAAAUGUCAGUAUUCUUUUUGCAGAUAUUGUGGGUUUCACUGCCUUCUCCUCUACAUGUCCUGCACCAGAGUUGGUGAGGACACUCAACGAACUGUUUGCACGCUUUGACAAGCUUUCUGACAAAUAUCAUCAGCUUCGGAUAAAGAUCUUGGGGGACUGCUACUACUGCAUUAGCGGAGCCCCCGAGGAGCGGCCUGACCACGCGGUGCUCUCUGUGCACAUGGGUCUGAGCAUGGUGGAUGCCAUCAGGUCGGUGAGGGAGGAGACAAAGUCUGGUGUGGACAUGCGAGUGGGCAUCCACACGGGCGGAGUCCUGGCUGGUGUCCUGGGCCAGAGGCAGUGGCAGUUUGACGUUUACAGCAAAGACGUUGUGCUGGCCAAUAAGAUGGAGAGCGGGGGACUACCCGGUAGGGUGCACAUAUCUGAAAAGACACUCAACUUCCUCAAUGGGGAAUUCGAAGUGGGCCCAGGCGACGGAGGGUCUCGUGAGGAGGCUCUACGACCGCUCAAGACCUACUUCAUCACCAAGGUCCUGAAGCCGUACCCAGAUGGCACGCUGGACGCUGAUCUACCGAAGGAGAAGGAGGUCCAAGCAGUGGACGCGCGCACCGAAGAGGAGGAGUACCGCAGGCGUCUGCACCGGGAAUUGCUGGAAAGAGACACAGAAAAGAACCUGAGGGAACAUGCCAACCCCAUGACCCUCUCAUUCCGGGACAACGAGUUCGAAAGCCAGUACUGUACAACACACGACGCCAGCAGCUGUGUAGCACUGGCAGCCUUUCCCGUGACAGCAGCAUUCUCAGGCCUAGCAUGGACUGCCCUGGAUGGGUCUCCCAUGGUGUAUGGAACCUACCUAUUGGGCUCAGUGUUGCUGUCAUUCAUGGUUGGACUAUGCAUUGCUUCUUUUGUCUCCAAGACCACACCCAAGUGGUUACAGGCCAUUUCGAGGGCAGUACAGGGCAAGGGUUGGGUCCAUUUCCUGAUCGUUCUGCUGGUUGUCUCCGUGUGGACUGGUCUGCACCUGCUGGCCACACUGCAGGUCAACAAUGGCCUUCCCCAUUUUGCUGUUGGAGCAGCACUGCUGGGGCUGCUCUCUGUUGUCGUCCUGGUACACCUCAGUUAUCUGCUCAAAGUGUGCCUGCUCAUUCUCCUGGGCCUGCUGCAGUGUGCCAUGAACGUGGGUCCCCUACGUUACGCAUUCGACCACUAUGAUCUUGACCACUACACAUCACCGGUCCCAUUGGGUCAUUACGUGACACUUUCCAUCUACGUGGUGGCCAUCACUCUGGCUUUAGCAAUAAUCUGCAGGCAGUUCGAGGUAACUUGCCGGCGCCUGUUCCUUUGGAAGAAAGAUGUUGAAGAACAGAAAGAGAAAGUGGCAGACAUGAGACGCAAGAACGAGGCUCUCGUCUACAACGUACUGCCCUUGAAUGUUGCCAAGCACUUUCUGGGAAAAAGAAAAUUUGAUGAUGGCUCUGAAUUCCAGGAGCUGUACAGCAAGAGUUACGAAGCAGUGGGAGUGCUCUUUGCGGCCAUGCCAAACUUUUCAGAUUUCUACACGGAAGAAACUGUUAACAACCAGGGCCUGGAGUGCCUGAGAUUUCUCAAUGAGGUCAUUUCCGACUUUGAUGCUCUAUUGGAGCACCCAUGCUUCAAGGACAUUUUCAAAAUCAAGACUAUUGGUUCAAGCUAUAUGGCUGCAAGUGGACUUAACCGUGAGGACAACUAUAAGGUGGAUGCUACGCUGCAAGAAAAGUGGGGACAUCUGGCUCAGUUGACGGAUUUCGCCCUAGCACUCAAGGAGACACUUAACAACAUCAACAAGGAGAGUUUCAACAACUUUGUUCUCAAAAUGGGCAUCAACCACGGACCCAUCACCUCAGGCGUAAUUGGGGCACGCAAGCCUCACUUUGACAUCUGGGGCAACACUGUGAACGUUGCCAGUCGCAUGGAAAGUACAGGCAAAGCAGGCAAUAUCCAGGUGGUAAAAGAAACUGCAGACAUCCUCAGAGAAUUUGGUUUCAUUCUGGAACAGAGGGGGCUGGUUUCUGUCAAGGGCAAGGGAAUGCUCAUGACCUACUACUUGUUGGGCAAAGACAAAGAUGCAAAAACCCCCACUGAUGCUCAACUUGACUCUACAUAGAUGACAAUGCACCAUGUAGGCGCAAAGUGAUGCCCAACUAUGCAGUAUUUGACUUUAGUUUGUGCCCAAAAAUAGAUGUCACUUGAUAAGUGGAGGAUUUGGAGCCGAGAUGCGAUGCGUGAAUUGCAGGUGCCUGCGAGGAAGAAAGAGACGUCAGCAUGUCUCCCUGGGUGACUCCCUGCGACUCACCGCUUGCGCAUGGCCAGCAUGGUGUUGAUCUCCCAGAUGAUGUUGCGCAGUGCAUCCAGCACCUCCUUCAGGUGUCUGUUCUUGGCACUCACUUGCUGACAAAAGCAACCACAAAGCUUUCAACUUUCAUGUUUCAAAGUCAGCUAAUUUUGGUAGGUUAGACCUGCACCUCAUCUACAAUGUGGACAAAUACCCUCCCAAAUGUUGUUUGCGCUGCAUACCUCAUAGUAAAGGUCACUGUAGUGCCAUAAAAGUACCGUUUUUGAAUACAGUAUUUUGCCACGGACUUGAAAUAUGGUUCCCGCAAAUAAAUGCAGUGUUACCAGA